This is a messenger RNA of Plasmodium gallinaceum, 2958 nucleotides long. Its product is annotated as conserved Plasmodium protein, unknown function. The record is from RefSeq and is a predicted model, not a curated record. The coding region runs from base 1 to 2958 and encodes 985 amino acids. Gene Ontology annotation, molecular function: protein binding; chromatin binding. Lineage: Eukaryota; Apicomplexa; Aconoidasida; Haemosporida; Plasmodiidae. Gene Ontology annotation, cellular component: cohesin complex; synaptonemal complex. The transcript has a single exon. Gene Ontology annotation, biological process: mitotic sister chromatid cohesion; synaptonemal complex assembly; replication-born double-strand break repair via sister chromatid exchange.
AUGGAAGUGUUAAAGAAACCAGAAGCAUUAAAAACAAGAAUUAAAAGAAGUAGGAGUAUAAUUGAAAGAGAAGAAACAAAUUUAGAAAAUAAUUAUAAUAAUCAUAAUAAUCAAAUUAUUAUUUAUGGAAAUUCAUUUAAAAAUAAUGUAUUGAGUUAUGCAUGGAAUGCAUAUUUUGAUAAGAAUAAAAUAAAAAAAAAUAUUAUGGUUUGUUGUGAUUUAAGCAAAAUUUGUGAUGAAAUAUUAAGAGGUGUAGAAAAUAAUAGUUUGACACUAAAAACGUUUUCAUUUUUACUUAUUGGAGUAUGCAAUAUAUAUAAAAAAAAAGUUUAUUUUGUAAGUCAAGAUUAUGAUUUUUUAAAAAGGAAAAUAAUUUCCCUUUACAAAAAUAAAGAUGAAAAUGUAAGCGAAUUCAUAAGUAAUAAGGAUUCUAAAAGAAAGAAAGGCAGCAAAGAUGAUGAUGAACAAAAUAAGAAUAAAAAAAGAUUAAAUAGAACUUCUCUUAAUAUAAAAAGGGGAUCUAUAGGCAUGAAUGAAUUAUUACCUUCAGUAAUUAAUGAUUUUGCUAAAAGAAAAUCACGUUUUUCUUUAAACGCAGAUGAAAUAAGCAUAAGUGGAACUCAGCAAAAUACUUAUAAUGAUUUUUUUAAUGAAAAUGAAAUGAAUAAUCAAAUGCUUAUGGAUAUAUCAGGGUUAAAUUACCUUAGUUUUAAUGAUCAUGAUAUGGAAAAACCAUUGGAUGGAUCUUAUAUUUCAAGAAAUAGUAUUCCUAUGAAUAAUUUUGAAAGGUUUAAUUUAAAUAGACAACUAUCUGAAUCUUUUAAUCCUAUGGAUAAUUUGAAUGCACAGAAUUCUUUAUUGAAUAAUAUGAUACCAAAAAAUAUGUUUUCUAAUCUAGAAAAUUCUUUUAAUGAAAAGAGCAUGAGUGAAUAUAACAAUAAUUUAGAAUUAAAUUCCCUUCAUAAAAGUGAUAUGUUAUCACCUAUUAACAUUUAUAAUAAUUUAGAAAACAAUUAUUCUAAUGAUAAUGCGAAUGUAACUAAUAAUAAUUAUAUAAAUGAAUACGCAAAUAUGAAUAAUUUGAAUUCUCCAGAUUAUAAAAAUGAUAAAGAAUACCCAUUCAAUAUUAUGAGCAAUCAGGAAAAUUCAAAUGGGUACGAAAAUAUAAUUAAUAAUAAUCAAAAUAUGAAUGUCAAUUUUAAUGGUACGAAUACACCAAAAGAUUUUCAUAAUUUUCAUCAUAUUCCCAUUAAUAAUUUCAUAGGAGGUAUUAAUAAUAUGAAUAAUACAAUAAAUAAUAGAAAUGAUCUUUAUAAUUUAAAUCCAUUUAUAAGCAUGAAUUCAUUGAAUAAUUUAGAGACUAGAAACAAUUUUCAUUUUUCACAUGGAAUUAAUAAUUAUGGUGACGUAGAUGCAUCAAGUAAUAUUGCAGGUAGUAUUUUUAGCCCUCAAAAAAAAAAGAAUAUCUCAAAAAAAAAUGGUUAUUCAAAUUUUUUAAAUUUUGAAACUUAUCAAAAUUUUGAUUAUUUUGAUCAAAAAGAUGAUUAUGCUUUUAUUAAGAAACUAAAUUCAUUACUUGGCUUAGAUGAAAGUGAGGAUGACAAAAAAAAUAAAAACAAUACAGAUAAUAAUGAAAAUGACAAAAAUAAUGAUGAAAAUGAUAUGAAUAAAUUAAUAAUCCAAGACGAAGAAAAUUCUAAAAAUUUUUUGAAUUCUAUAAACAAUAAUAAUGAUAAAAAUAAUCAAAUAUUAUUAAAUGAAUAUGAUAAUAAAAAUGAACAGAUAGUUUUGAGAGGUAAUGAAAAUCAAAUAAUGAAAAAAAGAAAAUUAGAAAAACAUAUAAUUGACAAAAAUUAUAUUUUAAAAGACUCAAUAAUAAAAGGAAUGAUGAAAGAUGAAAGAGUAGAUUAUAAAUACUUUUUAAUUGAUACUAUAAAUAAUGAAAUAAAUGAAAAAAUUCAGAAGGAAUUUCCAGAGUUUCAAUAUUUUUCUAUACAAACAACUGAUAAAAUAAAACCAGUAUAUAAAUUAGAAAUAAAUUUCGGAUAUGAAUCUUUGGAUUAUAAUAAAAAAAAAACAUUAUUUGAAAAUCACUUAAGUUAUCUAUUACACAAUAAAUUAGUAUUAUACGAAAAUAAAAAUGUAUUGGAACACUUUAAUAUAAAGAAAUGUUUAGAUAAUAUUGAUGAGCAUAUGGUUCAUAAUGAGAACGAUACCUUAUCUAAUAACUUUUUAUCAUUUCAGGAAAAUGAUGGAACAAUGAAAAGUGACAUGAAUUUUGAGGAAGUAAGAGAAGAAUUUAAUGAUAUACAAUUUGAAACACAGAAUAUGAAUGCAAAUGAUUAUAAGAAUAGAUUUAGUAUAGAUCCUUUGCUAUCCCAAAAUGAACAAAUAGAUUUAAAUUUGAAUGAUUUGAAUUUUAAGGAUGAUGUAGAUUCUAAAAUAAAUUUAGAAAGUCAAAUGUCAAAAAGUUUAGUAAUAAAUAGAGAGAGUAGUAUAGAUAAAAGUGACGAUUUAAACAAUCUAAAUUUUGUUAAUGAAAAAAUAAAUUCUGAAUUUAAUUCAUCUCCAUUAGACUUAUCACUUUCUUCAAAUUAUGAUUUUUCUAACAUUUUUAAUAAAGAGAAUGGCAGUUCUAUAAGUUCUAUAAUAGACGAUAAUAAUUUAGAAAUCAACGUAAACUUAAACCAAGAUUUUGAUUUAAUAACAAAAGAGUUAUUAGAGGUUUAUAAAAAUUUAUCUAAAAAAAUUAAUUAUGUCUUUUUUGAUGUAAUUACAAAAAAUAGAAAGUCGAAAAGUGAAAUUUCUACUUUAUUUUAUAUUACUUUGCAUUUAGCUAAUCUGGGAUACAUUAAUAUUAUGCAAAAACCUAUACUUUCUGAGCAUUUAGAAAAUUAUGAAGAAAAUUUAUCUAGACCUAUAUUAAUACAAUUUAUUGAUAAAAAAAAAGAUAAUUAA